Molecule: messenger RNA, 807 nt
Organism: Thalassophryne amazonica
Lineage: Eukaryota; Metazoa; Chordata; Actinopteri; Batrachoidiformes; Batrachoididae
Exons: 3
Coding region: 1-807 (268 amino acids)
Biological process (GO): cell differentiation; regulation of transcription by RNA polymerase II; anatomical structure morphogenesis
Molecular function (GO): RNA polymerase II cis-regulatory region sequence-specific DNA binding; DNA-binding transcription factor activity, RNA polymerase II-specific
Source: RefSeq, a predicted model, not a curated record
AUGCAGAACAGGACAGAGAUGUUUGGAGCUCAGCUGCCUGGAUUUGCUGGGGUUCAGAGAGGCCCCCACAGGAGACGCACCACCUGCCUGGCAAAGGUCGCUAUGGUCCUCCAACAGGCUCCAGACAAGAUGCUCACUUUUACUGAGCUGAUGGACAAACUGGAGCCGAUCAUCUAUGAAAACCGAAAAGCUGCCGAGAACAACAUAAGAGUCUGUCUGACAACCUACAAAUGUUUUGUCAAGAUUCCACUGAUCCCAGAUUCACUCAACUGUAAGAGGAACUACUGGAAACUGGACCCCAAUCAGAUCACAGUGAAGAUGGUGCGCCGUCACUUCACAGGACUCCUGCAUGUCUUCCCUGAGCUCGCCUCCAAAAUGGAAAGGGAGAACAGGAACAGAGAAUGGGCCGUGCCCUCCACUGAGCCCACGGCCUGCAGAGGUGUUCAGAUCCGAUGCAAGGUGAAGUUCCGCAGCUCCUUCUCCAUUGAAUCGCUGCUGAAGUCCGACACUCAGACCUCCACGGCUCCUCCUCAGACCGGAGACACGGCUGGAGAGGAACGCCAGAGGAGGAGCGGAGCUGCAACCCAGAGGAGCUUCACCUGGGCCCUUCCACCACCUGAGCAACUGCUCCUCCCUCAGGCUUCAGCUGGAAGUUCCACCAUUUUCUCAGCAGGGGGCGACACACGACAUGUUUUCCCAGUGUGCACAAGAGCCUAUGCUGCCCCUUGUUUCAGCAGCCCACCCUGCAGCUACAUCACUUACCCUGUACCCGCAUUCUCCCAUCACGCUCCCUGUUUUUGGUUGUGA